Molecule: messenger RNA, 1083 nt
Organism: Punctularia strigosozonata HHB-11173 SS5
Lineage: Eukaryota; Fungi; Basidiomycota; Agaricomycetes; Corticiales; Punctulariaceae
Exons: 4
Coding region: 1-1083 (360 amino acids)
Source: RefSeq, a predicted model, not a curated record
AUGUGCCAGUGGGAGAAUGUGCCAGGUUCUCGAGAUGAACAAAGUUUGAUCAAUCAUUACACGUUGCCACCGAUGCCGCACUACAAAACUCAGCGGGCAGGAUAUUACGUGCCUGCCCCGCAGGUUGAAGUGGCCGAGAUGGCAUUGGCGGAUCUUGACGAAGUAAUUCACCCAUCCCGCCCAAAAGGUCAUGCUGGUCAUCAUCAAUUUGAAGGGGAUGACCUUACCUGGUGCUUGCCGCUACUAGAGAAGGGUGACUUGUCAUCCAAAAUUCACGACCAUCCCCUUGGACUUGGUAACAAUGUCCGUGCAGCGAAUGUCAUGUCCUUCAUCAAUACUCCCGAGAUUCAAGGCAAAUACGGCAUCACAAAGGGGAUUUCCCUGUCGACAACAAAGAAUUGGAUGCACAUGAUGGAAUACCGGUGGAAAAAAACUCCGUCGGGUCAAUACGUGGAUGGCCACGAACAAGAUGAUGUGGUGCACUACCGGCAAAGUCAGUUCCUUCCGGCAUAUGGAGAGUUAGAGUUGAAUAUGCAAUCAUGGAACGAUGGGAUAGAAGAGAUAGAAGAUGAUCACCAACGAGUGCAACUGCGUCAUGUCAUGAUCCACUGGGUGCAUGAAUCGGAGACCGCAAAACCCAAGCCUAAUGGCAAGGGUGCUUCAAUAAUGGUAUCUGACUUCAUAUCUACAGACUACGGUUGGCUGCAAUCUCCUGGAGGCGACAGAUCACCAAUGUACGACAGCAAGACUGGGAAGGUUGUAAAGGAGAAGGCACAGAUGAUGGAUGUGCGACUUCCCGAUGGCUCACCACAGCACCUCUACUUCUCCGACGAGACAUUCAAAGGCAUGGCCAUACUGCUCAAAGAACGCGGCUUCCAUGAUGCCGACAAAAUCAGGGCAGAAUGUCCUGGGUUUCAAUGCCCGAACGACAAUCAGCAAUGUUGCUGCCGGUGUCUGCUCUUCACUCAACCGGACUUCAUCCACGUUGACUGUUUGCUUGAAUCAAUAUGCAAGACACAAGGAUACCAUGUUCUAUUCCUGCCCAAGUUCCACCCGGAGUUGAAUUUCAUUGAAAUAUGCUGA